Caenorhabditis elegans is the source of this 1113-nucleotide messenger RNA. RefSeq names its product Serpentine Receptor, class H (gene srh-75). The transcript has 5 exons. Lineage: Eukaryota; Metazoa; Nematoda; Chromadorea; Rhabditida; Rhabditidae. The record is from RefSeq and is marked reviewed. The coding region runs from base 1 to 1101 and encodes 366 amino acids.
AUGACAACAAGUACAAAUCUAUACUAUUCAAAUGAAUGGAAGAAGAAAUGCUCGAAUGAUUCAAGUUUUCUGGCUUCUUGGCAAGGACUUUCUGUAUUCUCUCAUUCAAUGUUGGUAUUUUUUAUCCCAAUUUACGGAUUCACGACUUAUUGUAUAUUACAAAAAACUCCAAAAACUAUGAAUUCGGUAAAAUGGGUUCUACUAAACACGCAUUGUUGGUGUUGUUAUGUCGAUAUAUUGAUAUGCUCCCUCAUUACCCCGUAUUUCUUUUUUCCAACAAUUUCUGGGUUUCCAGUUGGUUUACUACGUGUGCUUAAAGUUCCAACGUCUGUUCAAGUUCUUAUAGGAUUUAUUUCUGCUUUGUUUAUGGCAAUCUCUCUUGUUGCAUUAUUUGAAAAUCGAAGUAGUGCCAUUCAGAACAAUAAAUUCAGAAUUACAAAAAAACGGUGGAAAUUAUUAUAUUAUUCCGUGAAUUGCUUUAUUGUAUUAGUUUAUCUAAUUCCUCCAUAUUGCAAUGUUCCAGAACAAGAGUCAGCUAAAUUGCAUUUGCUGCAAGCAAUUCCAUGCCCGACAGAGGAGUUUUUCUACUCCGAUGUUUUUGUUUGGACAAUUGAUAAAUUUUGGAUAAACUACCUUUGGAUGAGUACAGGUGUUAUAGUUUUGAUGUUAUUCAGUCAAUUGGGAUUUUUUACAAUAUGUUGCAUAUAUUAUUUAUACAUCUCUACAGCAAUAAUGAUUUCUUCAAACACAAGAAAAUUUCAACGUUCUUUCUUUUUGGGAACAAUUACUCAGGCAGUUGUUCCAUUAAUAUUUCUACUGCUACCCGUAAUAAUUGGAAUUGUGGUUAUUUACUGUGAAUAUUAUAAUCAAGAACUAAAUAACUCUUUAGUAUUAUUUUUAUCAUUGCAUGGGUUCACUUCAACAUUUGUCAUUAUACUUGUACAUCAUCCAUAUCGAAGAUUUCUCAUCAAAGUCGUAACAUUUGAUAGAAGCGCCGAAGUGACCGGGAUUUCAUACAUUACAAAAGGUGCUCGAGUCGACAAUAAUGUGUUGAGAAGACUUCCAAACCGCACUUCUCCUUAUAUUAGAACUGAUUUUUGAAAAACUAUAAAA